Oryza brachyantha (malo sina) is the source of this 773-nucleotide messenger RNA. Its product is annotated as gibberellin-regulated protein 5-like. The transcript is spliced from 2 exons. NCBI's taxonomy places the organism in Eukaryota, Viridiplantae, Streptophyta, Magnoliopsida, Poales, Poaceae. Bases 45 to 365 code for a protein of 106 amino acids. The record is from RefSeq and is a predicted model, not a curated record.
GACCCAGCCAAGAUCCACCACCACCACCGCACCACCAACCAACAAUGGCGUCCUCCAAGAUCCAUGUCCUCCUCCUCGCCGUCCUCCUCCUCAUCGCCAUUGCCUUCCCCAUGGAGGUGGCCGGACACGGGCGCGGCGGCGGUGGCGGCGGGGUGGCCGGAGGGGGCAACCUGAAGCCGUGGGAGUGCUCGUCCAAGUGCGCGGGGCGGUGCUCCAACACGCAGUACAAGAAGGCGUGCCUGACGUUCUGCAACAAGUGCUGCGCCGCGUGCCUCUGCGUGCCCCCCGGCACCUACGGCAACAAGGGCGCCUGCCCCUGCUACAACAACUGGAAGACCAAGGAAGGAGGCCCCAAGUGCCCCUAGGCUCCCCAUUUUUUUUUUUGUGUCACUGCCUCACUCACUGACACUCACUAUUCAGCUCAUCGUCAUCAUCAUCAUCACAAAUCCCUUGAUUAAUUAUUUGCUGGUGUUCACAUAUCUAUCUAGUUACUACAGGUAGUAGUGCUAGAUGGUGUGGGUUUAUUGCUAGAUCUGGCUUAAUUAUUUAUUAAUUUAUCCUGCUCUAGUUGGGAGAAUGUGUGUGUGUGUGUGAGUGAGGCUGAGGAUGGAGAGGAGAGUGAGGAUUUGUCAGGGUCAGAAAAGCUGGAUCCCCUCUCCCCACCGGAGCGGACAGCGUCUUCGCUUCGGAUGUAAUAGUACUGAAGUGAGUAAUCUUGCCAGGCUCACUUGGUGCUCACUCCGCAUUGAUAAUUUUAGACAAUGUUACCCUUA